AUGCCCGCCUACACCAACCACAUCCCCCUCAAGCUGACCAUAACCCACCUCAUCCCCAGUAAGACCAAAUACCAACUCAUCGAAGAAGUCGAGCGCCUCGACUACUACGUCCCAGGAGGCUACCACCCCAUCAACCUCGGCGACCAGCUCCACGCCAACCGCUACACCAUCGUCGACAAACUCGGGUUCGGCCGCUCCGCCACCACCUGGCUAGCAGAAGACAGUACCCAAGGACGAUUGGUAGCUCUCAAGAUCUCCACCGCCGAAUCAGCACUCCGAACAGCGCAACACGAAGGGCGGAUUCUAUCCCAGCUUGAGAGCGCAAAACCCCAGUCCACGCUCUUUGGAAAAACUACUAUCCCGACCCUCCUCAACUCAUUCAGUUUCUCAGGUCCCAAUGGUACACAUACGUGUUUAGUUACCGAUGUAGCUAGAGUGACUCUUCAUGACGCUAAGGAGGCAUCGUAUCAUCGACUCUUGCAUUUGUCUGCUGCGAGAGCUAUUACCGCGCAGCUCAUUCUCGGUGUACAGUUCAUUCAUUCUCAUGGUCUCGUUCACGGUGAUCUUCACCUUGCAAACAUCCUUCUUCGCUUACCACAUGAUAUGCAAGACAUGACUCCUGAGUAG
This is a messenger RNA of Aspergillus sclerotioniger CBS 115572, 627 nucleotides long. Its product is annotated as kinase-like protein. Bases 1 to 627 code for a protein of 208 amino acids. NCBI's taxonomy places the organism in Eukaryota, Fungi, Ascomycota, Eurotiomycetes, Eurotiales, Aspergillaceae. Gene Ontology annotation, biological process: protein phosphorylation; spliceosomal complex assembly; regulation of mRNA processing. The transcript is spliced from 3 exons. Gene Ontology annotation, molecular function: protein kinase activity; ATP binding. The record is from RefSeq and is a predicted model, not a curated record.